Molecule: messenger RNA, 1506 nt
Organism: Paramecium tetraurelia
Lineage: Eukaryota; Ciliophora; Oligohymenophorea; Peniculida; Parameciidae
Exons: 2
Source: RefSeq, a predicted model, not a curated record
AUGAUUGUCACUAAAAUAUUUGAGCAUGAAAUAGGAUCUAAUAAAUUAAUUGCGACUAAUCUUGUGAAGAUGUUCCAAAAGAUAUCAGAAUUACAUGGUGAGAAGGUGACACCCGUUUAUUAGUUGAAACUUGAGUUGAAGCCUUGGUUUGACACUAUGGAAUAGAUAAAGAUCUUAUUGGAAAGAUAUUAGGAGGAUAGGUUAAUUUAUGAUCAUUAUAAGUUAAAAAUGAAAGAAUUGUAAAAUAGUAAGGAUUCAGAUAAGAUCAAUAGAAAUGAAAGAAAAUUAGAAAAGGCAACUACAGCUUAUUAAAAUAUUUGCAUUGACAUGAUUGGUAAAAUGGAUAAUAUAAUCUCAAAUAAAUUAAGAAUGAUGAACUUUGUAUUAUCCUCAAUUAUUAGCAUAGAACAUGAUGUUUCUUCGUAAGAGAGUAAACGAUUUUAAGAAUCUUUGGAUUUUGAUAAGGAAUUUUCAAAUGGUAACACAAUUAAAUCUGUUUAACCAGAAAAUUAAGAAUAGGAAAAUAACUUUAUAAAUAAAACCAGAAAAUUAUUAAAUUUGUAAUCUACCUUAGAAGUCCAAUAAAUUGAAAAAUCACAUCAAGUUAAACAAUAAUAAUUUGGGGAAACCCCUACGCCAAAUCCAGAUACUGAUCCAUUUGAAGAAUUUAAUAGAGUUUCAGCAUAAUUUGCUGGAGAAUUUAAAGAGGAUUCAGAGUCUCCGGCAUUGUGUAAGGAUUUAAAGACUUCAAAGUUAAACCAAUAAUAAAAACUAUCAUAAAUUUAAUAAUAAUAAGAAUAAUUUUAUUAAACUAUUAAAAAUUAAAGAAAGUAGUUAGAAUAAUCAGAUAUAAAGUAAUCAAAUUAAAGUGAUGUUAAUUAAGGCUUUCCAAACCCCUUUAUAUCAUCCUAAUAACAAUUACCAUAAUAAUAAUAACAAUAAUAAUAACAAUAAUAGUAAUAAUAAUAAUAAUAAUAAUAAUAAUAGUAAUAAUAAUAGUAAUAAUAACAAUAAUAGUAAUAAUAAUAAUAAUAAUAAUAAUAAUAAUAAUAAUAAUAAUAAUAAUAAUAAUAAUAAUAACAAUAAUAAUAACACUAAUAACAAUAAUUGUCAUAAUCAUAAUAGCAAUAGCAACAUUAAUUCUAAUAACAAUAAGAUUUUAGACUAAGCUAAUCAAUGGUUAUUUAAUCCAAUGUACCUUGGAAUCCUUUUGAUGAAGGUUAAAAUAAUUAACAAUCAUUUAGAAAAAGUGUUAGAAAUCCUUUUGAUGAUGAGGUUGAUGAUACCUAUGUUCAAUAAUAGCAAAAUUAAAAUUAAAAUCAAUAAUUACAAAUUCAUUCAUAAAUCCUAUCAUCCAGAUCUAAUAAUCCAUUUGCAAAUGAGAAUAAUCAAUAAGCUCCUCCAAGAAUGUUUUAAACUUAUUAACCAAGUAACCCAUUUGCUGAUUAUGGUAAUGAGCAUUAAAAGUAACCAAAUUAAAAUACAUCAAAGAACCCUUUCAUUUGA